This is a messenger RNA of Daucus carota subsp. sativus, 2135 nucleotides long. RefSeq names its product pectinesterase. The record is from RefSeq and is a predicted model, not a curated record. Gene Ontology annotation, biological process: cell wall modification. Gene Ontology annotation, molecular function: pectinesterase inhibitor activity; pectinesterase activity. NCBI's taxonomy places the organism in Eukaryota, Viridiplantae, Streptophyta, Magnoliopsida, Apiales, Apiaceae. The transcript has 2 exons. The coding region runs from base 125 to 1903 and encodes 592 amino acids.
AAUACAAAGUGUUGUGCAUGAAGAAAUAAAAAACUGAAGUGAGAGCUUACCCUCAGUCUUAUAAAUUGAGUCCUCCUUCCCCUUAUACUGAUACACUCUCCCCAAACAUAUUUGUCACAACAAAAUGAGCAGAAUUAAAGAAUUCUUUGCUAGGUCAGAUUCUAUCAAACAAACAUUCAAAACCAAGAAAAAACUAUACAUCAUCAUCUUCUCAUCCUUCCUACUUGUAGCUACCCUGAUCGGCAUUGCAAUCAGAGAGAGUAACAAGUCUGGAACCAACCAAGGUUCGUCGGCUGCUUCGCUGAAUUUGAGGUCUACUGCAGCCCAUGCGGUGGUCAGAAGCUCAUGUAGCAAUACGCUAUACCCGGGACUAUGCUACUCCACAAUUGCAAAUUAUGAUCCCGACGUGUCGAAAAAGGUGACUAGCCAGAAAGAUGUUAUCGAGCUGUCGUUAAACAUUACAUGCAAAGCUAUCCAGAAGAAUUACUUUCAAGUGGAGAAAUUGAUGGCCAAGAGAGGGAAUCAUCUGACAAAACGUGAGAAUUGUGCCCUUCAUGAUUGUCUAGAGACGAUCGACGAGACGCUAGAUGAGCUGCACGAGGCCAUAAGUGAUCUCGAAAGUUAUCCAACUAAGAAGUCUCUGACACAACAUGCUGAUGACCUCAAAACCCUGAUAAGCUCAGCCAUAACAAACACAGAAACAUGCCUAGAUGGGUUUUCGCACGAUGGCGCGGACAAAAAUGUCCGAAAGGCCUUGUUGAAGGGACAAUUACAGGUAGAGAAAAUGUGUAGCAAUGCACUGGCCAUGAUAUGUAACAUGACUGGAACGGAUAUCGCUAAUGAGAAGGCAGCCAUGUUGGCCAAGGGGAGAAAACUUGAGGAGCAAGAAACUAGUGAGGCCGGGUGGCCUGAAUGGUUGUCGGCAGGAGAUAGGCGUCUUCUUCAGUCAUCCAAAGUAACGCCUGAUGUGGUGGUGGCAGCUGACGGCAGCGGUGACUACAAGACUGUAGGAGCCGCCGUGGCAGCCGCACCGCAGGGGAGUUCAAAGAGGUAUGUGAUCAGAAUUAAGGCUGGAGUAUACAAAGAAAAUGUGGACGUGAGCAAGAAGAAGAAGAAUAUAAUGUUUUUGGGAGAUGGAAGAGCUAAUACCAUCAUUACAGGUAGUAGGAGUGUCAAAGAUGGAAGCACUACCUUCACCUCGGCUACCGUAGCUGCUGUUGGGGAAAGAUUCUUGGCACGAGACAUAACAUUCCAAAACACCGCUGGUCCAUCCAAGCACCAAGCAGUGGCGCUUCGUGUCGGAUCCGAUUUUUCUGCAUUCUAUCAAUGCGACAUACUUGCUUACCAAGACACCCUCUACGUCCACUCCAACCGCCAAUUCUUCAUCAACUGUCUCAUUAGCGGUACAGUAGAUUUUAUCUUCGGCAAUGCAGCCGUCGUGCUACAAGAUUGCGACAUUCAUGCCCGUCGCCCCGACUCUGGUCAGAAAAACAUGCUAACCGCCCAAGGCAGAACCGAUCCUAACCAAAACACAGGAAUUGUUAUACAGAAGUGUAGAAUUGGUGCCACGUCAGAUUUGAAGCCAGUGCAGGGAAGCUUUCCAACAUAUUUGGGACGACCAUGGAAAGAGUACUCGAGAACAGUAAUAAUGCAAUCGUCGAUAACAGAUGUAAUCAGACCGGCCGGUUGGUUCGAGUGGAGUGGGAAUUUUGCUCUGAACACAUUGUAUUAUGGGGAGUAUCAAAAUACGGGAGCUGGGGCAGGCACAUCUGGGAGAGUGAAGUGGAAGGGGUACAAAGUCAUAACAAGUGCCACGGAGGCUCAAGGCUUUACUCCGGCCCGCUUUAUUGCCGGUUCCUCUUGGUUGAGUUCUACUACUUUUCCUUUUUCUCUUGGUCUGUGAUUUUUUUUAGCGCUUCUUUCCGUCUCUAUCAAUCGUCGGUUCUUUUCAAUUAAAAUUAUAUAUGGACAUGCACGAUAUCUGUACUCUUUAUUAAUAUGCCAAAUGCCAAACCCAAGCCCAAACCCUUUUUAGCAGAAGUAUGACAUACCUUUGGGCAUGAUCAUAUAAUGUUUUUUAUGUAAUAAUUAUUAUUAGGAAAAACUUCCAUAUUAUCCAGAAUUUUGUAAUGUAA